Messenger RNA from Pocillopora meandrina, 306 nucleotides. NCBI's taxonomy places the organism in Eukaryota, Metazoa, Cnidaria, Anthozoa, Scleractinia, Pocilloporidae. The record is from the annotation of a GenBank genome assembly.
AUGAAUGUAUGGAAGUCGUUUAAAAGAGCCUGUGAAGAGUCGAACAAGCAAGCUGUAAGUUACACUAAAUUUACCGACUUGUGGAAACAAUUUUAUCCAAACAUUGUCAUGUCGAAACCGAUGACCGACUUAUGCUUCACCUGCCAACAAAACACUUCCAAGUUACUUCGAGCAGGCAAUCUUCCAGAAGAAGAAAAGUCCAAAUGCGUUCAAACACAACAGGAGCAUUUGAAUUCAGUAAAGGCAGAGAGAGAGCUUUAUCGAAAGGUUUGCGAAGAGGCGAAAUGCAGUCAAUCUAAAAACUUU